AGCGCGCGGCACGGCGGCUGCACAGGCGUAGUGGAGCUCCGGCGGAGUUGUGGGAGGGUAGAAGGAAGAGGCGGAGGGGGGACGGGGGCAGGUCCCAGAAGAUGGCGGAGGCGGGGGAUUUCUGGUAGGUCAUGCUUUAGGACAAGAUGUACUGUUGAAGCAUCAUCUGCUUUGAUUCACAAACAGUGGAGCUUUUCAACUGGGACUCUCUCACCCCUACAGCUUAUUGAACUUAUGAAACCAUGGCGGAAGGAGAGACGGAGUUACCUGGGUCCAAAAAGUGUGGCCCAUAUAUCUCAUCUGUCACUAGCCAGAGUGUGAACUUGAUGAUUCGAGGAAUAGUCCUUUUUUUAAUUGGAGUAUUUCUUGCGUUAGUGUUAAAUUUGCUUCAGAUUCAGAGAAAUGUGACACUCUUUCCACCCGAUGUGAUUGCAAGCAUCUUUUCUUCUGCAUGGUGGGUACCACCAUGCUGUGGCACAGCUUCAGCUGUGAUUGGGUUAUUAUACCCCUGCAUUGACAGGCAUCUAGGAGAACCACAUAAAUUUAAAAGAGAGUGGUCCAGUGUAAUGCGGUGUGUAGCUGUCUUUGUUGGUAUAAAUCAUGCCAGUGCUAAAGUGGAUUUUGAUAACAACAUACAAUUGUCUCUCACACUGGCUGCACUAUCCAUUGGACUGUGGUGGACUUUUGAUAGAUCUAGAAGUGGUUUUGGUCUUGGAGUAGGAAUCGCUUUCUUGGCAACAGUGGUCACUCAACUGCUAGUCUAUAAUGGUGUUUAUCAAUAUACAUCUCCAGACUUUCUGUAUGUUCGUUCUUGGUUACCUUGUAUUUUUUUUGCUGGAGGCAUAACAAUGGGAAAUAUUGGCCGACAACUUGCAAUGUAUGAAUGUAAAGUUAUUGCAGAAAAGUCUCAUCAAGAAUGAAGAUGGCAAAAAUAUAUCUUUUGUACAGAAAAACAAGAAGAAAAGGGCAUGUAAAUGACAGAUAUAUCAACAAAACUAAGGACUAUAAAAUUGCCAGGGUGCAAUUUUUUCCUUUGAUCAGUGUGUAUAGAUAAUGCACACACAUGCUACUGCUGCAAUCUGUGAUUGCUUCAUCUGUAAAUCAGUUGCAAACCUUUAUGUAUUUGACUUAAAUAACUAAGAUAUAUGUGCACUACAUGUAAAAAUAUGUUGAUUAGUAGAUGGGAUUUUUAAAUUCAUUUUAAACAUACCAUACAUUGUAUCACAAUGUAGAUGUGCCAAAACACUCUCUUAUUGUCACAAAGAGUAUAAGAAUGCUUUGAACAAUUUAUAAAUGUACUGAAAUAAAGCAUAAGAGAAAAGCCAAAAAACAAACAAACACAAAGCAAAUGGGAAGCUGGUGUUUUCUCUUUCACCUACUGUUGUGUCUUUUUAUUUUUCUAAUCACAGCGGUAUGAGUUAUGCAUGCCCUGAUGUGUGUUAGUUUCUAUUUUAAUGUUGUUUCAGAGAAUUUUGAGUAUUUUAAUAUCUGAUGGCAAAGAACUUCCAUAGAAUGAUUUCAAACCUGCAUCAAACCCAAAGAGUAAUUUUCUGUUUUGACAGAUUUUGCUGGAGGUAUAUGUAAUGAGCAGGUGAGGUUAUCAGCUCACUCUGAGUCUAAAUUUGAAAGAAUGUAUGUAAUUAAAAGUUAGAAAGUUUAAAUAGAAUAAGUAAAUGUUUGGGGACUUCAAAGUCACCUUCUGCAGUGCCACGAAGUGUAGAGUGAUAUUAUCUGUCAUUUUCAUUAUAGAAGCUCACUGCUUUUGCACGAGCAACAUAUAAGAAACUCCAAACAGAUCAAAAUGAGGUUUCUCAUUCUAUUGGGUUCUGUAACAUAUUGGGUUCUGUAAAGCAAACCUCUUUAUUUAGGCUUAGUCAUAUGACUGUCAGAGGAAUGCCUGGAUUUGCAAUCUUAUAUGCAACUGGGAAAUAGAUGGGUAUAUGCUUUCUUAUGUAUUCAUGUCUGCUAGUGAGCGAAUAGUUCAAAUUUGCUGAAGAAUGUAUUCAGUUGGCAUUUUGUGCAUAUUAAAGAUCUUGGUAACAGUUUUUGGCAUAUCUUUUUAACAUCUAGAGCCAUUUAAGUAUGGCUUAAACAUAUUCUUAGCUAAUGUUUUCCCCCUAAUUUUUCUUUUUGAAAUUGUCGACAAUUGUCUGAUACACAAGGGCAAAAAUCUUCUGAGUAUUCUGGUGAGUGUGUGUGAAUGAGUGAGAGUGUCAAUGUAAAUAUGUAUGUGCAUGUGCUCUUGCUUUCCUAGAAUGUCAAGUGAAUAUUUUAAAAUUUUUGGUUUUAAAACAAUUACUAUCAGACUGCAAUCUUGUAUGCCAAACUUUAUUCUACUUUUAUGUUUUCAGGCUGAAAGUUUGAAAAAUCCUAGGAGGAUUUCAUGUUGAGUAUGUGUACACAAGCUUAACUAGAGUGGUGGUAAACAUACUACUAUAAUUUAUUAUUCUAUCUUCCAGAUAAUGUUAUUCAUUUAGAACAAAUAAAGUAUAUUUUUAGAAUCAACUUUGUAAGCAUUAUAAAAUCUUUAAUAAGUUAUAAGGUCUAUGAUGUAUUUACUUUGAAAAUUGCUGUUAAAAGCAAGAUGUAUUAAAUAUGUAAUUAUAA
Ictidomys tridecemlineatus (thirteen-lined ground squirrel) is the source of this 2607-nucleotide messenger RNA. The record is from RefSeq and is a predicted model, not a curated record. NCBI's taxonomy places the organism in Eukaryota, Metazoa, Chordata, Mammalia, Rodentia, Sciuridae.